Ceutorhynchus assimilis (cabbage seed weevil) is the source of this 2226-nucleotide messenger RNA. NCBI's taxonomy places the organism in Eukaryota, Metazoa, Arthropoda, Insecta, Coleoptera, Curculionidae. The record is from the annotation of a GenBank genome assembly.
AUUUUCCGCAUGAAAUGAUGCUAUACGCCCCUUGACGUGAUAAUUAAAUUCUUCAAAUUUAAAACACAAUAAAUGUUUAAUUAGUCAGUAGAAAUGGCUACUUAGUGUAACAUUCGGUUCAACCUAAAUAUUUAAUAUUUAAUUUUGUAACGUAAUGGAUCAUACUAUUGUGCUUAUUUUAUUUGGGGUUCAAAUAAUAACAGCUAAAGAACUCACCUAUCGCUUAUCCAGAGAUGUCAUCCCGAAACAUUAUUCCCUAAAACUCCAGCCAGAUAUUGACGCUGAAACUUUCCGAGGAGAAGUCACCAUAACCAUUUAUAGUACUGCAGAGAAAGAACGAAUUAUUUUACAUAGUUUGAAUCUUAAUAUCACUUUUGCUGAGAUCAAUCAGCAUCCAGCUAAAGUAGAAGAGUUAGAAGAUGCUAGAAUAGCUGUGAGCUUUAUUAAUAGAGGCCAUAUACAGCCCGGUGAACAUUUAAUUCGAUUCAAAUAUCAUGGAAGGCUUUAUGAACAGUUUGGGUUGAGAAAAGCUUCGUAUAAGUAUAAUUCCCAUAAGGGGCAUUUAAUAGUCAAUGAAUUUGAAGCACAUCACGCCAGAAAAGCCUUUCCGUGCUUUGACGAACCAAAUUUCAAAGCCCGUUUCAAUGUCCGCCUGAUUACACCUAAUGAUUCCUACAUAGCUCUAUCUAACAUGCCAGAAAUUGGUCGCUACCCUUUUUCAGAAGGUAUACUAUAUGUUUUUGCUACCACAGUAAAAAUGUCAACCUAUCUAGUAUCUUUAGCAAUAACAGAUUAUACAUAUUACGAGGAGAUGUUUGUGCAUAACAAUAAAACUAUACCUAUAAGAGUGUAUACAUAUAAUGCCAGCAAAGAAAAUAAUCAUGCUGCUAUUGAAGCAGCUAUGAUUUCCAUUAGGUACUAUAAUGAUUAUACUGGAUUGGAUUAUCCUCUUCCGAAAUUAGAUAUGAUAGAAUAUGACAAGGGCAAAGUAACAGCAACAGAAACAUGGGGCCUUAUUCAAUUUAAAGAAGGCCUACUCACUACGGAUUUGGAUAUAUACGAUGCUUUCCAAUGCCACCUAGUAAUUUUCCAUGAAUUAGGGCAUUUUUGGUUCGGAAACUUGGUUACAAAUGAUUGGUGGAAUGAUUUAUGGCUGCAAGAAGGAUUUGCAACUUUUAUGUCAUAUAAAAUGAUUGCCGAGAGAGAAGAUGUCGGUAUAUCAAAAUUAUUCAGACUAAUAGAAGUGAUAGAUAUGGAUACUCAGUUUCGCGAAGAUAAACUACAGUUAGUUAGUUAUUUACAUUCCACAGACUAUAUGGAAAAUGACAAACUUUUUGAUGGAAUAGUCUACACAAAAGGUGCCUACCUUCUGAGAAUGUUAGAAGUCCUUGUAGGAGAAAAACUCUUUCAACAAAUCGUCAGAAAUUUUCUAAAAAAUCACGAAUUUGGAACUGUCACUACUAACGAUUUAAUCCAAGAAUUUGAAGACCAAGUUCCUUAUAUGGACAUACGUUCUUUUAUGGAAAGUUACAUCUACCAAUAUGGUCAUCCAGUUUUAAAUGUUGACGAUAGUUCGGAAAAAUAUGUAUUAAGUCAGAUUCUGGCGAAUAAUUCAAGCAAUAAAUGGACAAUACCAAUUUCCUAUGCCUAUGCAAAUAAUACUACCGGAUACAUUUGGUUUGAUAGGGAAGCUGAAACUAUAACAUUGGAUAAAUCGGUAGAUUCCGAAUUCAUGCUAUUCAACUUAGGCUCAAAACCUGGAAUAUAUAUUGUUAAUUAUACUGACACGAUGUUAAGAAAUAUUCUAGACAACAUUGGCAAUUUUCCGCUAGAAGAUCUAGAAACCUUUGAAGACAACAUGAAAGUUCUUUACCAAAUGAAAUACAUCAAUUGUGAUACUGUGCUGGAGUUUUUUGGUGCGAUGCAAAACCAAAGCACUUAUAAUAGUUUAUUUUUUUAUGCAGUGUUAGAUGUUUUUCAAAGUAUUUCUUGUUAUAAACAGGAAUACAGGGCACUAAUCGAACAUCUUAAUACCAAAUACAAAAUCAAAAUCGACCUCUUUAUUCCAGAAUCCUAUGGAAAAUGUGAUGAAAAUAGAAACACAACGGAUAUAUCUGAUCUCCAUUCACAGCAGUGCAUACAAUGGAUAAGCAAUAAUUUACUAAAUGCCAACGAAACACAAAACAUUAUGUAAAUGGUUACAAAAUAUAUUUUUUUGAAUAGGUA